Paramuricea clavata is the source of this 2864-nucleotide messenger RNA. NCBI's taxonomy places the organism in Eukaryota, Metazoa, Cnidaria, Anthozoa, Malacalcyonacea, Plexauridae. The record is from the annotation of a GenBank genome assembly.
AUGGAAACGCGUACCCAAGAACUUAAUCCUAGUUUAAGUCGUCGAUCAAGGACGGAACUGACGGGAAAUCGAACGAGACAUUUGAUCACGUUCAAUCCAAAUUCGGCGAAACCCGGGGAAGAAAUCUAUGUGAAUAUUCCUAAACUCAAACCGGAUUCUGUUCUGGUUCCGGAUAGCAUGGCAUUAAUCUUCGACUUUAAAAAUGCCAACGAAAAAUCAUGGUUCCGGAAUAACUUGGGAAAAUUAUUACAAAAAAGAUUAGAAAUUCGUCUUGCCGGUGAAAAAGUCUACGAUAACAGCGGUAAAAGUCUACUGGAAAUUUACAAAGACUUGUGGAUGGAUGAAAAACAACGCGCGGAUAUGAUCCAGGACGGAAUUACGACCGAAGCCGUCCGUAAGAAAAUCUCCAAAGAUGACGAGGCGAAUGCCGACGCCGAUGCUACUGCACUCUUUGGAAUUUUCGGGACGAAACAACGAUUAAAAAUUACGAAGAUUUUAGGUGAUCACGGAUUGUAUGCACCGUAUCAUUCGGCCAACGAUCUUCAAUACGUGAUCACGUUACCACAAGCUUCCGAAAUCAUGAAUGCACAAAGUGGUGAAACCGUUGAUGGAUAUUCCUUGGAAAAUUUAGAAUUGGAAUACGAAUCUAUCGAAAACGUCAAUCUCGCACGAAAAUCAGAAAAUCUAUACGGAGCCGAACGUGAAUUAUCUUUCGAACACGUGACGUUGAUGAAAAAGACCGAAUGGGAUAAAAGUCUGACGAUCGUUAACGAAACUGUCAAUCUUCCGCGGCGAAGUAUGAAAGCCAUCGUCAUGUUAUUCACGGAAAAAACACCGACCGAUAGCGAAGAAUAUAUCUUUCCAAAUAUCGACAAGGUGAAAGUUACGAUCGAAGGUGUUCCGAACGUCGUGUACAGUCAGGGGAUGACGAAGACGCGAAUGUACGAAGAAGCCAAACGUCUUUUUGGAACCGAUGUCAACGGACAACAAUCCCUGAUUAAAUUUUACAAGGAUAAAAAGCUUGCAUUGGUCAUCGACUUACGUACGGCAAACGAUGACAAAACGUAUGGAAACGGUGUGAAAAUUCAAAAUACACAAUCCGGAAUUCUCAUCGAAAUCACGAAAAAAGCAACGACUGCCAAACGUUCUCUGUUACACGUUCGUUCUUUCGGACGGUGUGAUUAAAAUGGUCAACGGACAAUUGAGUGGCGUGCGAUAUUAAAAAAUAUGGUGUAAACCACUAUAUUUUCAUAUUCUUCUGAAAAUAUGAAAAAUAUCAGACUUGUCCUGAACAAUAGUCUCUAUUCCAUUUUUGUAUCUUCUUCCUCUUCCGUUCCUUUCCUUCCAUACAUAUGUUUCACCGUUGUUACGCUACCACUUAAAAUUCCUAAAUAUGGAAUGUAUGGUGAUAUUUUUUCAACAAUACUUUUCACAUCACUUUUAAAUAGUUUAUCCUGGACCAAUUCUCCUUUUAAUUCAUCACCGCUAUCAAUCAUGCGAAGAUUUUCCAACAAUCCCGAAAAUUUAUCGAUCAAUGUUUCUGUGAGAAGAUUAUUGGCUUUUUCACGUUGAUCGAAGAUGUAUUCCCGUUUGAUUUUAAAAAUAACUUUGGGCGUUGCCUUUUUCAAAUAAGUUUCGGUCUGUUUAAUUUCACCCGCAUUCGAUAACCGGAUUAGUUCUGCGUGUGUAUCUUCAAGGAUUUCCUGUUCUGUUCUUUCAUGUGUUGUAUUCUCUUCUCCUUCCAUUACUUGUAUUUUAUUUCAUACUGAUAUGGAUGAAUUAAACUUAUUUCCAAGUAUGAAUACCUAUUGUUCUUUAAUAUCUCACGGAUAUAUUUUAAUUUCUGUGGAUCUUCAUCCCCCAAAUAUUUGUCCAGAAUAAUUUUCAUAUCCUGCCUGUUUGGAUUGUAAAAUGUUACCAGUUUCUGAAUAUUCUCACGAUAUGGUUUGGCGAUCGAUGUCAACUGCUGUGUAAUCACGAUCAUUGAAAUCUGACGAUGACGACCACCGAAUCCUAAUUUCACCAAUUCACUCGUACGGUUUUUUACAGAUUUCGUACUUGCACAAUCAUCUAAAAUAAUCAACGCAUCUUUUUCUGACGCAUAAUCCACGACAAAUUUCAACAUAUCUUCCACAUCAUCGUGACGGCAUGGAACGAUGAAAAAAUUUGGAUCGUUGUAAAUAAAAUCUUGCUUGUAUGUCAUAUUCCAGUGAUAUGUCGGACAGAUUAAAAAGAUUUGAGAAAAUUCAUGGAAAUACACCGUCUUUAAUUCUUCGAUCAGGUAAUGGGUUUUUCCACAUGCUGUCAUUCCCACAAUAAUCAUAUUGAAUGGUUUCAUUUAAUUAAAGGAUGGGAUGUUUUUCUUCAAAAUCUAAAAGUAUUGUUAAACAUAAUAAGAAUCAUAAGAGACGUAAAAUGUUCAGUUUAGGAUUUGGAUUCGAUCGUGGGGAUGCAUCGACAAGUAUUCAUACACAGAUCGGUUACGUCAGUACAACCGUUAAGAAUUACGAUGGAAUAAAUGAAACUAUUCCCAUGGAGAAUAUUGCUGUGGACGAGUCUAAUCAGUUGUCUUCUGAUUCCGAUCACGUUCGAACUCUUACUGAUUCUAAUCAUCCUGAAUAAAUUUUAAUUUUUAUAAAAAUUAAAAUUCUUACGCAGAUGGUGUAUAAACCGGUAAUUCAUCUUUUUUCUUUUCUUUCUCGCGAUACAUUUUUACUAACUUUGAGACCACAAGUACUAAAAUGGAAAAUCCGGACGAUGCACAGAUGGCACACGUUGCAUAUAAAAUAUCGGCUUCCCUAUCCGUUAAUCUCACAUUUGGGAUUUCCGUUUCGUUACUACCUAUUAAUUUCAUCGCCGAAUAA